This is a messenger RNA of Diabrotica balteata, 948 nucleotides long. Lineage: Eukaryota; Metazoa; Arthropoda; Insecta; Coleoptera; Chrysomelidae. The record is from the annotation of a GenBank genome assembly.
AUGUUCAGUAAAAUAUUACACUCUCAAACGCAUUCUUUGCAUGCAUCUUACGCCGUGUCGCUUGAGCUAGCAAAGGCAAAAAAACCUUUCACUGAUGGCAAUUUGAUAAAAAAAUGUGCUGUUGAAAUGGCCAAAGCUUUCGAUGAUUCUAAAAUGGCGGAGAAAUUUGAAUCAGUGCCACUUUCACAUCAAACCAUACAAAGAAGGAUUGUUGCUAUGGGUGAGCAAGUAGAAAAAUCUAUGCUUAGCCUGGUUAAGAAAAGUUCAUAUUUCUCACUUUGUUUGGAUGAAAGCACUGAUCAAACCGAUGUUAGUCAGCUAUUAAUAUUUGUGCGCACUACUUUUGAUGAUUUUACCAGUAAAGAGGAGUUAUUUGAUAUUUGUCCUCUUUAUGGAACAACAAAAGGAAAAGACAUCUAUAAGGCUGUGAAGAAAACAGUUGACAGAAUUGGAGGCUUUGAUAAAUCUUCAGCCAUAGCAACAGACGGGGCCCCAUCAAUGACAGGUAAAAAAAUUGGAUUAGUAGAUCUGCUUCGAGAGAAUGGUCUCACUUGCUCAACAAUUCAUUGUAUUAUACAUCAGGGAGCUUUAUGUGGAAAAUCAGUCAAGGAAGAUCAAGUUUUCCAAACCGUAAUUAAGAUUAUAAAUGUGAUUAGAGGUGGAAAUCGAUCUCUUUUACACAGGCAACUUAAGCAGUUUUUAGUGAAAACAGAGAGAAAAUCCCUGCAUUCCUCAACAAAUACGUUUCAUCUGACACAACUGAACUGGAAGAGAACAACCAUUGAUGAUCAACCACCCAACUUACAGCUUGAGUUAUGUGAUCUUCAAGCAGACAUGUUCCUUAUCACCAGACAAGAAAAGGGACCUGAAUUUUUCAAAUUACUGUCAACGGGAGAAAUUCCCAAACCUGCGAGAUUUUGGACUGAAAAUGACGUAAGACUGGAAUAA